Molecule: messenger RNA, 951 nt
Organism: Ornithorhynchus anatinus (platypus)
Lineage: Eukaryota; Metazoa; Chordata; Mammalia; Monotremata; Ornithorhynchidae
Product: olfactory receptor 52E5-like
Exons: 1
Coding region: 7-951 (314 amino acids)
Biological process (GO): G protein-coupled receptor signaling pathway
Cellular component (GO): membrane
Molecular function (GO): G protein-coupled receptor activity; olfactory receptor activity
Source: RefSeq, a predicted model, not a curated record
GGAAAGAUGCUCUCUCCCAAUCACACCCAGUUCCACCCCUCUUCCUUCCUCCUGCUGGGGUUGCCAGGCCUGGAAGCCGCACACAUCUGGAUCGGUUUUCCCAUCUGUGCCGCCUACCUGAUCUCGCUCGUGGGGAACUGCACCAUCCUGUUAGUGAUCAAGACCGAGCAGAGCCUCCACCAGCCCAUGUUCUAUUUCCUAGCCAUGCUGGCCGCCAUCGACCUGGGUUUAUCCACAGCCACCAUCCCCAAGAUGCUGGGCAUCUUCUGGCUCGGCUUGAGGGAGAUCAGCUUCGGAGGCUGCCUCACUCAGAUGUUCUUCCUUCAUGUCUGCACUAGUCUGGAGUCUGUGGUGCUCUCCAUUAUGGCCAUUGACCGUUUUGUCGCCAUCUGCAACCCCCUGCGGUACACCACAAUCCUCCAUAACAAAGUGGUGGCCAUUUUAGGAUCAGUGAGUGUGAUCAGAUCACUGGUCUUCAUAACGCCAUUCAUCUUUCUCAUUCUGAGGCUGCCAUUCUGUGGGAACCACAUUAUUCCACACACCUACUGUGAGCACAUGGGCAUCGCACGGUUGGCAUGCACUAGCAUCAGAACCAACAUUAUCUAUGGCCUCAUAGCUUUUUCCAUGGGAUUUUUUGACACCUCUGUGAUAGGUUUCUCCUACAUUCAGAUUCUCCGGGCCGUCUUCCGCCUCCCAUCCUGGAAUGCCCGGUUCAAGGCUCUCAAUACUUGUGGCUCCCACGUCUGUGUCAUUUUAGCCUUCUACAUCCCAGGCUUUUUCUCCUUCCUCACCCACCGCUUUGGCCACCAGAAAAUCCCUCGCUGCAUCCACAUCCUCCUGGCCAACCUCUACGUGGUUGUCCCACCUGCCCUCAAUCCUGUCAUCUAUGGGGUCAGGACCCGGCAGAUCUGGAAGCAGGUGCUCAGAAUGCUCCAUACGAAAGAUUCCUGA